AUGAGGACCUUCGUAGUUUCUUUACUAAUUGUUUCGCUGAUCGCAGCUGGGGCGAAUGCGUCUGAGAAGAGACUCGAAAAACGUGGUACCUUAGGUGGUCAUGGAUACCCUAACGGCUUAGAAUUAUCCGGAGGAAUAGGUUCUGGACUUACUCUUGCAACUCACAACAUAGGAGCUGAUGUAAACUACCUUCCACCUGCAGCCUCAUUAUCGGUUGUGAAGAAACAUUACUCCGUCCCUUCCGGUCCAGCUCGAGUUUACGGUGUUCCAGCACCUGCACCAAAUUAUCACGCCGUUGCUCCUGCCUCAAUUUAUGGUGCACCUGUUUCAGUACCAGCUCCAAUCUAUGGAGUUCCUAGCCAUCCACCACUGCCAGUUUUUAAGGACCCUGUUCCAGCACCAGUUUUUAAGCACCCUCUUCCAGCACCAGUUUUUAAGCACCCUAUUCCAGCACCAGUUUUUAAACACCCUGUUCCAGUACCAGUUUAUAAGGAUCCCGUUCCAGCACCACUUUAUGGCGAUGUUGCUCCGCUCCCAUCUAUUCCCAGUUUUAACAGUGGACUUAAUUUGGGUUACGCAGGCCUACCUAGUACCUCCUACGGUGUACCAAGUACCGUUGUAGAAUCCGUACCUUCCGCUGAAAUUGCAUUCGGCUCAGCCGGUCAUCUGAAGUCAGUUAAUCUGCCAAGCCCAUUGUACGAUGUUCCAUCUGCCAGUCUUCAUGAGGGACAUAACGACGGAUAUUCAUAUCCAGUGCCAUCAAAACAGUUAUUGAUUUAAGUUAGAAUCGAUAUUAUUAAUAACAGCAAU
Habropoda laboriosa is the source of this 810-nucleotide messenger RNA. Its product is annotated as pollen-specific leucine-rich repeat extensin-like protein 3. The record is from RefSeq and is a predicted model, not a curated record. NCBI's taxonomy places the organism in Eukaryota, Metazoa, Arthropoda, Insecta, Hymenoptera, Apidae. The coding region runs from base 1 to 780 and encodes 259 amino acids. The transcript is spliced from 2 exons.